AUGAAGGUGGCCUGGCAGCGAUUGGUUCGUUUCGUCUCUACCGAUGGACGCAAUUUACGGGGUGAGCCCAUCCUCCCUGCCCCAGAUUUCGACCUUGGUGAUACGACGGAAAAGGAUGGCCUCAAAGCUCGAGUGAUUGAAGGUGACGACAUCUACGAUAUAACAGGAGCUACACGCGUCACCGACGAGGUUGUGACCGUCAAGACUCUUCUUGGACCCUUGGAAUUUACCGACGUACCCAUCAUAAGAUGCGUCGGGCUUAAUUAUGCAACCCAUAAAAUUGCUCAAUUAGUCCUCGAGGCUCAGCGCAAGAUUCCGCCAUUUCCAUCCAUCUUCUUCAAGCCAUCGACAACGAUAGCCGACCACGGUACCAACGUAGUUAUACCGAAACUCGCCCAAGACGACCAAGCAGACUACGAGGGUGAAUUGGUUGUGAUCAUUGGAAAGGAUGCCAAGAACGUCAAAGAGAGCGAAGCUCUCAACUACGUUGCAGCUUACACAGCAGGAAAUGAUAUUUCGUCUCGCAAAUGGCAGAGAGACCCAAAUCUUGCCGGUGGCGUCCCACAAUGGGGUUUCUCCAAAGGAUUUGAUACAUUCGCUCCACUGGGUCCAGCACUUGUGUCGAGCAAUUUAAUUCCCUCUCCAGAGAAGCUCAAUCUGAAGACAGUCAUCGACAAAGAACUCCGACAGGACGCAGGGCUUGAUGAUUUGGUAUUUUCCGUUCCCUAUCUGAUUGCACAUCUAUCCUCCGGUACUACCCUCCAGAAAGGAAGUGUGAUCAUGACGGGAACUCCAGGAGGAGUCGGUGCUGGAUUGAAGCCUCCUAAGUAUCUCAUUCCAGGAACAGAUAUGAAAGUCAAGAUUACUGAGAUUGGAACUUUGAAGAAUGGUGUAGAGUUUGAGUAG
This is a messenger RNA of Fusarium venenatum, 906 nucleotides long. NCBI's taxonomy places the organism in Eukaryota, Fungi, Ascomycota, Sordariomycetes, Hypocreales, Nectriaceae. The record is from RefSeq and is a predicted model, not a curated record.